AUGCCAAAAAUAUCAUCAAUAAAAUAUUAUGCUGUUGCCAAAGAAGAAAAAAUUGGAAUAUAUACAUCAAAUGUUAAAAAGCCUAAAACUAAUUUUGAUUUGGUUAAUAAAUUUAAUGAUUUAAUUAAGGAACGUGAAGAAAAAACUUAUUUAAAAUAUAUGAAAGGAUAUAGUGGUAUUUAUGGAAAUGAACAAGCAAAUAGACUCGCAUAUUUAGAUUCAAAAAAACCAGAUGUUGAAUUAAUUCUACCAGAACGUAAAAACACAAUCAAAGAUUAUUUCAAAUAG
Molecule: messenger RNA, 288 nt
Organism: Racocetra persica
Lineage: Eukaryota; Fungi; Glomeromycota; Glomeromycetes; Diversisporales; Gigasporaceae
Source: the annotation of a GenBank genome assembly